AUGUUUGGUUCUAAUACAACUCCUGGAACGCAACUUGUCGUAUCCGUACCACCAUCACCGUAUCAACUCAAUGCUUCUGACAAUCCAGGAGCAUUGAUCUCUUCUGUAAUUUUACAAGAAGAUAACUAUGCUGAAUGGGCUACGGAGCUGAAAAACUCUUUGCAGGCCAAGCAGAAACUUGGUUUCAUCGAUGGCUCUGUCCCAAAACCCACUACUGAACCUGAGUUGGCUUCAUGGCGUGCCGCCAACUCGAUGAUCAUUGGAUGGAUAUGCACCUCCAUUGAUCCCAAGCUUCGUUCUACGGUUUCGUUUAUUACCGAUGCUUCUACAUUAUGGGUAAGCCUUCGAUCUCGUUUCUCGGUUGGAAACGGGGUUUGUAAACAAGUUCUCAAAGAUGAUAUAGCUGCUUGUAAGCAGAAUGGUCAAUCGGUGAUGGAAUACUAUUGUCGUCUUUCCAAAUUAUCGGAGGAACUCCAUAACUACAAUACCGGCCGUCAAUGUACUUGUGCUGCUGCUCCGGAUAUUGCUAAGGAGCGUGGAGAGGAUCGGGUCCAUCAGUUUCUUUUUGGUUUGGAUCUUCCACGUUUUAGCAACAUCCGUUCCACUAUUACCGGUGAAGAUCCUAUCGCACCACUUACGCAGGUUUACUCUCGUGUUAUUCGCGAAGAGCAGAACCUCAAUGUGGCAAGAUCGAAGGAAGUUAUCACAACCGAUGCCGUUGGUUUCUCCGUCAAAACAGAGCAACCUUCUCAAGUUGCUGCUGCUUCUACUCAACGGUUUUGCGAUCGUUCUACUCUCUCUUGCACCCACUGUCAUCGUCAAGGCCAUGACAUCUCUGAAUGCUUUCUUUUUCAUGGUUUUCCUGAUUGGUACCACGAACAAAAGGGUGGCAACCAUUAUGAAAAUAGAGACACUUCUAACCGCUCUGUCCAACGAGGAGGUUUCUCGUCCAGGGGCAAUGGCCGUGGUCGUGGUCGAGUUAAUAAUGUUCGUGUUACGUCUUCCUCCGACAGCAACAACAAUCAAAUAACCCAGAUCAUCCAUCUCUUUGAGGCUCAACACUCUAACAUUACUUCUGAAAAAUUGUCGGGUAAAACACGUUUAAAUGAUGUCAUUUCGGAUACUGGUGCCUCGCACCACAUGACCGGCGAUUACUCGAUUAUUAAUGAUUGUGUUGAUAUCAUUCCCUCGCCAGUGACCAAACCUGAUGGUAAUGCUUCCCGUGCUACUAAGCGUGGCUCACUUCCUUUGAGCUCCGCUUACUUGCUCACUGAUGUUUUGUUUGUUCUAGAUUUUAAUUGCACAUUAAUUUCUGUUUCUAAACUGUUAAAACAAACUGGCUCCAUUGGAAUAUUUACUGAUACUUUGUGUUUCUUGCAUGACCAUUUUUCGAGGACUUUGAUUGGGGCGGGGGAAGAGCGUGAGGGAGUGUACUAUUUUACUGGAGUCUUGGCUGCUUAG
This is a messenger RNA of Camelina sativa (false flax), 1461 nucleotides long. Lineage: Eukaryota; Viridiplantae; Streptophyta; Magnoliopsida; Brassicales; Brassicaceae. The record is from RefSeq and is a predicted model, not a curated record.